This is a messenger RNA of Funneliformis mosseae, 615 nucleotides long. The record is from the annotation of a GenBank genome assembly. Lineage: Eukaryota; Fungi; Glomeromycota; Glomeromycetes; Glomerales; Glomeraceae.
AUGACUUCAGUCAUAACGAAUAUUGAAUCACCUUCACAUCUUAUUUCUUGUGAAAUAAAUAUUAAUGAAAAUCCAAAAGUUUCAAGGAUUACAUUAGGGGGACAAAUAAGUUAUUUGGAUAAAGAUUUCAUAUUAGUUAUAAAAAAUUUAGGUCUUGAUCCAAGAGCUUUUAUUGAAUAUGAUCCAGAUAAAGACACACUAUCAGGAUCAAUGGAUGGUUCGCUAAUACAAAAAGUAUCAUCAGCACUUGAAUUAUUUAUACAAUCUCUUUCAGAAGAUUGUUAUUUCAAUAUCGUUUCAUUUGCAUUUUUGCUUGCUCGUAAUAUGAUAGCAAAUUAUGGUAGAACAGAAAUUUAUCAAGUAUUAAAAUGGAUUUUUGAUAAUAAAAGAACAAAUUUACCAACUGCAGUUUUUCUUAUUAUGGAUGGAAAUGUUUGGAAUGUAGAAGAAAUAUCAAGGUUAAUUAGAAACAAUGUUAAAAAAUAUGAAGUUAAAUUACGUUUAUUUGCUUUGAGAGUUAAUAAUAAUGUUUCUUCAAAUUUGAUAGGGACAGUAGCUUGUAAUAAUAAAGGUUAUGUUCAAUUUGUUACUGAUAUGAAAAGGAUGGAUAAAUAA